AUGAGUUUGUUUGGUGUGAAGAGCGUUGAGUUUCACGAAAGAGGUUUCAGACAUCAGUUGAAUGUGAAGCGAAAACUACAAGACUUGCAAAAGCAGGGAUCAAAGCAGGAGAGAGAGGACCAGAAAUACAACAUAGAAAUGAUGAAAAUAGAGUCCCAGGCCAUGAAGGCCUUCCACACCGAUGUCAACCAAAACCCGAGUCUCGCCAAAGAGUUGGCAACAAAUAUAUCGUUAUUCAAGAAGAGCACCAAAACCGAGUCAACCCUCAAAUCUUUGGGCCGUUUCGGUGAAGACUCGUCCGCUUCCGAAGAGAGCUCCACUUUAGUGGUCGGACGACAACGAGCUCUCGAAACCAUCGCUAAGAAGAUGGAGAAGAAGAGUAAAUGGUUGGAGAGAAAGACAUCCGAAGGGAAGACCUAUUACGUGAAUAAAGAGACUUUGGAGACCAAAUGGACUGAACCCAAGUCUGGAUUUCUAUCACUCGAGGAGCAAAAGUACAGCUCAGAUGUGACCCCAGAUACCGACCCAUUACCUGCCGGCCCUUAUAAUCCGUACGGCCGGUGGAAAACAGUGGCGCACACAGAGUUUGACGACAAAAUGAUUGAUUUACAACUUCCGGACCAAAAGUUGCCACAAAUUGUCGCACCGGUAUUCGCCGAUCACGACAAAGAAGUGAAGAUUGAGUUCAAAGAGAAAACCGUUGAUUCGUUUUAA
Oppiella nova is the source of this 714-nucleotide messenger RNA. The record is from the annotation of a GenBank genome assembly. NCBI's taxonomy places the organism in Eukaryota, Metazoa, Arthropoda, Arachnida, Sarcoptiformes, Oppiidae.